Molecule: messenger RNA, 1061 nt
Organism: Mizuhopecten yessoensis (Yesso scallop)
Lineage: Eukaryota; Metazoa; Mollusca; Bivalvia; Pectinida; Pectinidae
Exons: 3
Coding region: 1-1053 (350 amino acids)
Source: RefSeq, a predicted model, not a curated record
AUGGCUACACCUGCUAAACAACAACGGACUGAUGAAGACAACAACACAGACGUUAAAGGUUAUAUCCACAAUGUGUCGCCCAUGAAAACAAGCGCCAAGUCCAAUAUACACUAUUUCAACUGUAUCAUACAAAGCGAUAGGACAACUUUCUCUGAAGUUGUGUCGUUUUCACCUGAUCAGAGAACGCAAUUUAUUCAGGCAGCGGACAGAAAAACAGGAGUACAGCUCAAAAGAUGUAACAGAAAACUGGAUUUUGCUUCACCCAGUGGAUGCAAAUACUUGCUGUCAAGAGGAUCUUCUGUAGAUGUCGUUAAAAGCCUGGGCUUUCAGUCAAAAAACCCACCUUCAAACAAAACCACCGAAAAAUCUAUAUCCGAUGCAUUAGAAGAAGCAGUUGGAAGCUAUGUCAGUAUCAGAUGCAAGGUCAUGUCGCUUGACACUUCAACUGACACCAAAACAACAAAGUCUGGUCGCCAAAUAUCCCUCCGCAAUGCUGUCAUUGCAGACUCGACCAAUUCAACAAGAUUGUCACUUUGGGGCAAUCAUACUACCCAACUUGCCGCAGGAUCAUCUUACACAAUGACAGAUUUGGCUGUUAAAGACUAUGACGCAGAAAAGUUUCUCUCAACAUCCCCAAGAAGCACCAUCAACAAUGUUGAAGAACUCCUCAACAUUGUUGAAGUGCGUGACAACAGCAUACAGAUAGAAGGAAAACCAGAAUGUGUUUCAGUCACUACCACAUAUGCCUGCAAAAACUGCCGAACCAAAUUUGACCUGCCUACAACGUCAACAACCUACAAGUGUACGAACUGCAGCAUGCGACAGCUGGUCAAUGCUGCAUCAAAAUCAACAACACUAAAACUCAAACUUGAAACUCAUCCAGCUACGUUUAUCAUAACUGGCAUAGUUGCGACCAACUUCUUGGGAAUCAAUGAUUUCAUUGGCAUCACCGAUCCAGAUGACCUAGAAGAACUACUGUUCACAAAAACACUGUGCAUUACACUUCCAACACCUACAGCAACAACAGCAAGUGAACUGACAGUUUCACAAUAGUUCUUUGA